Molecule: messenger RNA, 942 nt
Organism: Glarea lozoyensis ATCC 20868
Lineage: Eukaryota; Fungi; Ascomycota; Leotiomycetes; Helotiales; Helotiaceae
Product: POZ
Exons: 3
Coding region: 1-942 (313 amino acids)
Molecular function (GO): protein binding
Source: RefSeq, a predicted model, not a curated record
AUGGCCCAACCCCAGCGACCUCACCACCAUCACCAUCGCAUCCCAGAAAAAUUCGAAAACCCAUCAACUCCCAAGAUGUCAACCUCACCAGGCUCAGUAUCGAAUUCCGAGCACACACCCUCCGAAUCCUCCCAGCAAGUCUCAACCGUGAUGUCCACACCACCAAUAUACAUCGCCUCGCCAAUCCCGCAAACCUCAACACCAGGUCUCCACGCGUCCCUCCUCACGGGCAAAUUCUCAGACCUCACCAUCACCCACGGCACCACGACCUGGUCCGCGCACAAAGUCAUCAUAUGCGCUCAAUCGCCGUAUCUGGAAGCUGAGAUCGCCGAGUGUAUCGUAAGUCGAGCUUCUCUAUCUCAGUCCGCAAGUCCAGAGGAGGAGGAGAAAGAUCUAGACGGGCGUGCGAGAAUGGAACUUCGACGAGCCAGGAUGCCACGGUGUUGGAACGCGCCGCCGAGGUCUCGUGCUGAACCAGCGGUUUUGGAUCUUUCGGAUGAUCCACUAGAUGCUGUCACGCAGGUGAUAACCUAUCUGUAUACCGCAACAUACACACUCCCUCCCUCACCCCCGCGUCAAGCACUGGAAACAAAUAUCGCCAUCCACACACUCGCAGGAAAAUACCGCAUCCCAUCCCUCCAAGCCUUCGCAGCCGCGCAGUUUAAAUUCGUGAUGAACACGGAGCUGAAAGAUAUCGAUAUCUUUUUCGAACUCGUUAAAGUUAUAUACGCGGAGGAAGGGGAUGGGGCAACGGAACUCAGGGAAGCGGUCGUAGAAGCUGCGGUUACGGAGAUGGAUAUGCUGUUAGUGGAGGGUCGGAUGAGGUUCUUUGCGGCGCUGAGCGCGAAUUGGACGUUUUUGGGGGAUGUGCUGGGGGUGAUGAGGGAGAGGGGGAAGGGGGAGGAGGAGAGGGUUGGGUUCUUGUGUGAGGGGUGUGGGUAG